AGAAGGAAGCUACUCUGUGAUUUUCAUUGGCGAUGUCAACCCUCAAAACCUAGAAUGUAUUUAUUAUUAAAACCAACAAACCCAAUUCGUCUCCCCCACAACUUACUCCAUAGACAGCACAGCAGAGGAGGAGGAGGAGGUGGAGGAGGAGGAGAGCGGAAGAGGAAGAAGAUUUCACAUAAUUCUUCUUCUUCUUAAUCUUCUUCUUCUUCUUCUCUGAUACAAUUAUGGGUGGCCAGCUGUCCACUCAGUUGAAUCGCCGGAAAGCAAUCUCCACCGAGGAGAAAGCGCUGUCUGAUCUUCAACAGAGCGGCAAGGAGUUCCCCGGCAGCGACUACCGUCCGGCCGACAGGAAAAACUGGAUGGCCGGCCUCAACCCGGAGAAUGUUCAUCUCAACAUGAUUGUAUGGCCAGGCACCCAUGAUUCAGCCACCAACAAAAUCGGCAUUCCCUGCAUCACUCGCCCCUUUGCCCAAUGUCAGUCUCUCUCCAUCUACAGCCAGCUCGAACGCGGCGCCCGAGUGCUCGACAUCCGAGUCCAGGAGGAUCGCCGCGUCUGCCAUGGGAUCCUGCUCACCUACAGUAUCGACGUUGUCAUCCAAGAUAUCAAGAGGUUUCUGUCGGAGACCACAUCAGAGAUCGUAAUUCUGGAGAUCCGGACAGAGUUUGGACACGAGGAUCCCCCCGAGUUCGACAAGUACUUAGAGGAUCAGCUGGGCGAGUUCUUGAUCCACCAGAACGAUCACUUCUUCGAGAAGACAAUUGCAGAGUUGUUGCCGAAGAGAGUAAUCUGUGUUUGGAAGCCAAGAAAGUCGCCUCAUCCAAAGGCAGGAUCGGCAUUAUGGAGUUCUGGGUACUUGAAGGACAACUGGAUCGACACGGACUUGCCGUCGACCAAGUUCGAGAGCAAUCUGAAGCAUCUGAGCGAGCAGCCGGCGGCGGCGUCCAGAAAGUUCUUCUACCGGGUGGAGAACACAGUGACGCCGCAAGCCGAUAACCCGGUGUUGUGUGUUAGGCCGGUGACGAAUCGGAUUCAUGGAUAUGCAAGGGUGUUCAUAGCUGAGUGUUUCUCCAGAGGCUGCGCUGAUCGGCUGCAGAUAUUCUCGACGGAUUUCAUAGAUGAGAGCUUUGUCGAUGCUUGUGUUGGGCUUACACAUGCGAGGAUUGAAGGAAAGGCGUGAUGGAAAGGCGUUAUCAUUAAAUUGUUUAAAUGAUAAUAAUAAUUUGUAUGCAUCGGUCAUGGGGUGUUUAAUUAAUUCUUUGUUCGGAGAUUAAUCUGUUGUUUCUUUUGUAAUGGUUGCAACGCUACGCUUGUAAGUAAUUGAAUCCAUGCACUAUCAUGCAUUGCCCUGA
Diospyros lotus (date-plum) is the source of this 1353-nucleotide messenger RNA. RefSeq lists its product as uncharacterized. Gene Ontology annotation, molecular function: phosphoric diester hydrolase activity. The transcript has a single exon. Gene Ontology annotation, biological process: lipid metabolic process. The coding region runs from base 228 to 1181 and encodes 317 amino acids. Lineage: Eukaryota; Viridiplantae; Streptophyta; Magnoliopsida; Ericales; Ebenaceae. The record is from RefSeq and is a predicted model, not a curated record.